UGCAAUCAUUUAUCUAGCGAGAGAAAGCAAAGGAGAGAGCCUUUAUCCCAACUGACCAUUUCUUUAUAGGACUUUCAGAAUUCUGUUGACCGCAUGUUGUGUAUUUGAGUUGUUUAAAGUUCUUGAAUAUUUAAAGAAGAAAACGUUCCUCUAUUUUAUAUUAUCAUGAAUCGUUACUUGGACUUGGUGGAUCCCUGGACUCGACCAAGCAGAGCUGAAGUAGACGACCUUUGGGAUAUAGCCUGUUUACAGAGACAAGUACCCUUUCGAUUGGAGAAAAGUGGGGACCUAAAUGCUCCUUCUUCUUCUACUGUAGUUGUUGCCGCGUCUAUUUUGAGUUGUCAAGUUGUUCAAGUGCUUGUGGAGAAAGGUAAUGAAAGCUUCCUAUGGGCCACCAUCUUUCGAGAAGACAUGGAAGUUUUCAAGCUAUAUCUUUCCAAAAUUGAAGGCGUAGGCUUUGUCUUAUUGGGUUUUCUGGUUGAUUUUUCAGAAAGUUAUGACUUACAUAGCAUCGGUUGCCUCUUGGUGGAUUCGUUCCUAAUUGGCCGUUGGAUAGUGUUGGACUCUAUGCCUGGCUACAAAAUGGGAAUUGUUCCAGAGGAGAACAAUAUUACGAGGUACUGUCUGUCUUCCCAAUCAAAGCAAGACUCCUCUCUCCACCCAUUGUUAUCUUACAUAUUGGAAGCACCAGCAGCUCUUACAGGUCUUUCGGCAGCUUUGAUGACGCGAUUGGAAAUAGGAAAGCAAUACGGUUGUGCAAUUGUGGUAUCAGAAAAUCAAUUGGAUAAUUCGGAACCUUCAGUAUUUGCUCUAUUAGUUGCAUUGCAGCUCCUUAUUCCUUUCGAUUGUUCCGUGGAAUAUAUUGAAAAUGUUAUUUUGCCUCAAGUGGAAAACAAACAUAGAAGAUACAAGGCCAAGAGAGAUUCUUUGUACUUGUGACCCACAUUCCUGUCGAUAGUUAAAUCAAACGAGAACCUUGUUCAUGUUUCGGGGUAGUUGAGCCGCCCAUAAAAAAUAGUAUAACAGAUAUUUUAAUGAUCGAUUUUGAGAUGCAU
Galdieria sulphuraria is the source of this 1055-nucleotide messenger RNA. RefSeq lists its product as uncharacterized. The record is from RefSeq and is a predicted model, not a curated record. Bases 166 to 939 code for a protein of 257 amino acids. The transcript has a single exon. NCBI's taxonomy places the organism in Eukaryota, Rhodophyta, Bangiophyceae, Galdieriales, Galdieriaceae.